CAAAUUUUCAGCUAAUAAUGGAAGACGUCACACUAUUCCAGUUCACGUGGAGAAAACCUAUCCGCCUUCAGGGAGAAAUAGUGUAUAAGACGUCGGAGACGCAGACGAUAGAGACAAAUAAAAAAGACGUGGAAUGCGUGGCAAAUUUUCAAGAAAAUAAAGAAGUUCAGACGGAUUCUGUGGAUAAUGGUGUCGGCGAGAAUGUGAAAAAGGAUAUUACAAUUAGCAAAGAGGUUCUGAACCUCCUUUACGAUUUCGUGCGUGACGAUUCUAAGGUGAACUACGACAGGCUUUUGGAAUUUCACAAAUUCGAUAAAGUUGCGCUGGAAACUGUGCAGAAGUACCAUGUGGAAACCCGAAAUGAAAAUAUCAUUCUAAUGAUUUCAAGCUCUUCACGAAAAACGUUAAUUCUGUUCGGCGGUAUCUCUCAUGAAACUUUCUGUUCCCAUCAGGCGAGAGCACUUUUGUGCUCUUCUUCUACGAGCUUCUCGAUUCCUCUACCGGUUUGUGCAAUUUCUGCAGUUUUCUACUCAUCGACCCAAUUUAUUCUCGGCGACGUUUCUGGAAAUAUCUCAAUGUGUUCGAAAGAUAAAAUAAUUUUCGAGAAGAAGAUAACCGACGGAGCAGUAACUUGCCUAGAAAUGUGUCGUCACGGGCUCUUAUCAGGCUCCGACGAUGGUAAUAUAAUUUUAUGGCAAAUCGGAACAUCAGGACUCGAAAAACUCGGCGGGACAAAGCUCACAGUGUCGGAUCUGUCGCGAAAAAUUCGAAGAUCUUCGACUUCUAAUAAGCCUGUCGCAAUUGUUAGCAUGCAAGUAAGCGGCGAAGAAGCGUGUGUGGCAACCGAGACGGGUGGUCUUUACCUAUUAACUCUACCAACAUUGGACUACAAACCGCUCAGCCACCAAACUGCCACGUCAAUCAAUAAAAUAUUAUUUGAAAAUCAAUUCGUGGCAGUCAUUUAUCAUACGUCAAAUGCUGCAGUAUUCAAUUCUGAAGGACUUGUCGAUGAGAUUCCAUUUGUUGCCACGUUGGCUGUCAGAUGUGGUCCAUACUUCAUUUUCUCCGAUCGCCACCGCCUCCUCAUUUGGUCCCAGAAUACGCGUUCCCGGGUGAUCGACGAAAACGGGGCGUGCCAUGCGAUUUGUGCAUUGUCAAAUGACACUUUGCAGUUGCUGGAUGUGGAUUUCAAUUUGGUCUCAAAUUUUUUGAAUGAUAAAUUAUAAAAGAGUUUAUUUCUUUGGCCAAGCAUUUUGUUGGAAAUAAAGAGAAAAAAA
Caenorhabditis elegans is the source of this 1277-nucleotide messenger RNA. RefSeq names its product WD_REPEATS_REGION domain-containing protein (gene Y50C1A.2). NCBI's taxonomy places the organism in Eukaryota, Metazoa, Nematoda, Chromadorea, Rhabditida, Rhabditidae. The coding region runs from base 18 to 1226 and encodes 402 amino acids. The record is from RefSeq and is marked reviewed. The transcript has 7 exons.